AUGCAAUCAACCCGCCCAACAACUAAGAAAUCUAUCAACUUCAACAAAGGAUUAACAAUAUACUGCGCAACCAACUUGUACAAAAACAAAGAGGCACUUCAAUUUCUCCUCAAUCACCUCAAGGCCUCCAAACUUGCGAAGGAUCCAUGGGUCCCCUCUGAAAGACCAUUCAUACUCCAAAUUGUUCCGUCCUCAUCAAGCUCAAGGGACGAAAUCAUCAAGAACCUCAAUACCGCCAAAAGUCAAACAAACUUUAAAUACUUUAUCUCUGAUAUGUCUCUCCAAAUCACAGAGUUCACCGCUCAACAUCUUACUGGAAACGAUGAAAACAAUAUUCUUCAUAUGAUCUCCUGCCUAUGCAAUUGGCAUGAGAAAUCUAAAGGUUUAAUAGCUAUGAGAAUUAGUAAACCACCAGACUCAAGCUGCUUCAAAACCACUGUUACAGUUAAGAAUUUACAAUCACUACAAGAAAUCCUCUCUAACACCGAAUGGUCUCGCCUCAAAACUUAUACUCAACUAGCUGAAGAUUCCCGUUUUGAAGUCUUUAUCAACCUCUCUACAGAUUUUGAAAAACAUGAAAUCGUAAACGUCGUUAAAGAUAUCACCACUAAAGCAGGAAUUACUAUUCACCCAAACUCUAUCAAAAUCGAUGAAAAGGCAUCUCCUUUUAAUCCUGAAGAAUCAUAUUAUAACAUCAUAGUGACUCUUAAAUCUGAUACUGAAGUCGAUCGUAUCUUAGAAGUGGUCCAUCCUAUUGAAACCAAGCAUGGCAGAAUCAUCACAAAAUCCUUUAAGUCCAAAGCGCAGUUCUUUAAAGAAAAAGCUAUCUCCAAAUCAAAUCAAUCAACAGAGAAAGAAAGCUCUAACUUCUCAACUAUUACUACUCCAAAUAAUUAUGAAGCAAGGUUUACCAGCCUUGAAAAAAGAAUCUCCAAUAUGGAAAGCAAUAUAUCAUAUAUUGCUAAGAAUAUGGAAACCUAA
Messenger RNA from Naegleria fowleri, 981 nucleotides. RefSeq lists its product as uncharacterized. The coding region runs from base 1 to 981 and encodes 326 amino acids. Lineage: Eukaryota; Heterolobosea; Eutetramitea; Acrasida; Naegleriidae. The record is from RefSeq and is a predicted model, not a curated record. The transcript has a single exon.